AUGGCUGCGCGUACACCGUCUCCGACCUUUGACGCCAGUGGUGGUCCUACGACCCAGCCUCCGCCAUACUCCUCCGCCAUCAACGCAUCGCCAUCGUCAUCAGCGUACUCUCUGCCCGAAUAUGGUUCUACCUCUAACCCGACAGCAUCAUCGUUCUCACACACGCUGAGCUAUCAGAUCGAGAGCAAGGGCUCGCAGUGGCUGUCGCUGCCCACAGCACCAAAGCUUGAUCCAAUCACCGUCUACGCCAUUGGGCCGGCUGGUACCAAGACCCAAAAGGUGUACGAGUCGAUCCGACCUGAGCGAAGGUCGGGUUCCUGCUCUCUGUAUGCAGCCGGAUCGGAUCAUCCUGUCUCAUCAACGACAUAUCGCUUUGGACCAGGAAGGCCUCCUGUGAUUCGUCUGCACCGCCAAAGCCCCGAAUCAUCGGCAGCAGAGAGCGCGGCACCAAAGCCCGAGGACGAGGGCUUCGAGGUCACCGGUCGCGGCGCUACUACGCGAUCUGUGCGCAUGAGGACACCCUUGGGCACAUACCAAUGGCGCUACGGCAGGCGCAGCGAGCGCAAAGCCUGCGACGCCGACAGUCUGCUCAUCCUCGACAAGGUCACUACCGUCGCACUGGCAGGCGGCAAGACCAAGGAGGAGUACACUCGUAUUGCUCAUUUCAUCCGCAAUGACGAGUUCCGGACCCAGGGUACGGGCAGGGCUGAUGCGGGGAACGGCGGACGACUCAUGAUGGACCUGCGAGACGGGGAGAAGCAGAGCAAUGAGUUGGAGGUGUUUGUCGUGACGGGGCUCAUUUGCAUGCUGAAAAGGGAGGUCGAUCGGAGGAGAGGGCAGAAGAUGCUCAUGAUCGCAGCAGCGGUCAGCGGGGCCGGCCCUUAG
Messenger RNA from Emericellopsis atlantica, 885 nucleotides. RefSeq lists its product as uncharacterized. The record is from RefSeq and is a predicted model, not a curated record. Lineage: Eukaryota; Fungi; Ascomycota; Sordariomycetes; Hypocreales; Bionectriaceae. Bases 1 to 885 code for a protein of 294 amino acids. The transcript has a single exon.